This is a messenger RNA of Arachis duranensis, 1921 nucleotides long. RefSeq lists its product as uncharacterized. The transcript has a single exon. NCBI's taxonomy places the organism in Eukaryota, Viridiplantae, Streptophyta, Magnoliopsida, Fabales, Fabaceae. The record is from RefSeq and is a predicted model, not a curated record. The coding region runs from base 310 to 1395 and encodes 361 amino acids.
UCCUCGAAAUGUGACUGUUGAUGUGAAUGGGACACACUCUUUUUCUGAUCUCAGAUAAUCACGCAUACAUUCAUCAUUCCCUUCUUCUUCUUCUUAAUUCAAACAACUUCACCUCCCUCCCUCUCUCUCAAAUUCCCCAUAAUGCCCCCACCCUCACUUCCUGAUUCACCCUCUCUCACCUUAAUCCACCUCGUCCAGAUCUUGUUUCCUCCCAAUCUUUGAUUCCAAUGAAAUAAUCAAUCUCUUUUCCUUUCUUGUUCAUAUAUAAUUUUCUAUUUUUUUAUAUAAUUCUCGUUUUAGCACUAAAAAAUGGAGAUUUCAAGUGGAGGUUGUUCUCCAAGGGGGAUUUCGAAGAAAGAGGGAUCUGAGGAAACAACCAAUUUGCAGCUUCAGGAACUCCCUCAUCGUGUCCAUGAGCAUGUUGAUUUCAAUUUGAAUAGCCAAGUCCAAUCAAUGAAUGCAUUGGAUAUCCUCAGAGAAACCGUGAGGAUCCUCAGGUUCAAUUCUUGGGGUUUCAUGGCAAUCACUGUUGUUCUAAUUUGCCCUGUUUCUGCAGUUAUACUUUCAAAUGUGUUAGUUGAUGAGUCCAUUGUCAAGAGCCUUAGCAUUAGGCUUAUGCUUGUUGCAAAAACCAGUGGCCUCCCAUUGAGGCCUUUAAUCAAACAGUCUUGCCACCGUUUCGCCGAGAUGGCGAUUUCUUCAGCUGUUAGCUUCCCCUUAUAUCCCACAUUGGUGUUGUGUUCUAAAGCUGCUGUGGUGUACUCUGUAGAUUGUACUUACUCCAGGAAGAAGUGUGAUGCUUCAAAAUUUUGUAUGAUCAUUGCUAAGUUCUGGAGGAAGAUCGUUUCCACUUACAUGUGGUCUUGUACAGUUAUAGUUGGUUGCAUCACAUUGUUCUGUGUUUUCCUUGUUGCAUUCUGUUCCGCAUUGUCUGUUCUUGGAUUCUCGCCCGAUGUUAUGGUGUAUGCUGCUGUGAUGGUGGGGCUUGUUUUCUCUGUUGUAUUUGCCAAUGCCAUUAUAAUUUGUGACAUUGCAAUUGUUAUAUCUGUGUUGGAGGAUGUUUCGGGUGCGCAGGCAAUGAUGCGGUCAAAUAUGUUGAUUAAGGGACAAACUCAGGUUGGUCUGCUCAUAUUUCUCGGAUCGACAAUGGGAAUGGCUUUUGUGGAAGGAUUGUUUGAGCAUAGGGUGAAGACACUGAGCUAUGGUGAUGGAUCUUCAAGAUUGUGGGAAGGGCCACUCUUGGUGGUGAUGUACUCGUUCAUGGUGCUUAUAGAUUCCAUGAUGAGUGUAGUUUUCUACUUCAGUUGUAGAUCGUGUCGCAUGGAGGCUGCAGAUGGGGAAAGCAGCUCAAUUUUAGAAAUGGCCAUGUCUGCUGAAACAAUGGCCAUUCAAUGACAUUGUUGUUGUGAUUUUGAUAUACCAUACCAAUUGAAUUAAUAAGAUGAAGAGGGAAGGUGCAAGAGAUUGUUCCCAGCAGGUUAUGUUGCCAUUGAGGAACCUUGCAGCAAUACUUCUUCAGAACAUUGCAUAUAGGAGCUUAUAGAGUGUAUUACAUCAGAUGGCGUUCAACUUCACGAGAUAGCUUAUUUCAGAACUUGGUAAUGGCUUCUUUUAGUGAUUUUACCAACAUGGAGAGGCUUAAAACAGGGUACCCAAUGUUUUGUUUUCUGUAAUGUCAAUGGAAAAGUUAAUACUUUUGUAGAAAAAAGAAAUGAAGAAAUUUUUUUCAAAAUGAGCACAAGCAUUCAAUUUAUUGUUUCUAGGUGAUACAUAGUUACUUCCAAUCUUUGAACACUGUAUAGGGUAGCAUUUGGAAAUGUUUUUGGCGAAUUGAUCUUCAAUCUAAAAAAAUUAAUGAACUAUAGUUGAUUUAUGUAGACUAAUACAUUCAUCACUGGUAGUGGUUUAUAUUACUUUUUUU